ACGGGGAGCGGCUGCCGCGGAGUAAGAUGCUCUGCAGGGCGCCCUGAGCCUGGGGGCGCUUGUAGCAGCUUCGUUGGCCGGGGCAACGAGGCAGUAUUCACCAUGCAUCAGUCCCUGACUCAGCAGCGGUCCAGCGACAUGUCCCUGCCCGAUUCUAUGGGAGCCUUCAAUCGGAGGAAACGAAACUCCAUCUAUGUCACCGUGACUUUGCUUAUUGUGUCCGUGUUAAUUCUCACAGUGGGCCUUGCUGCCACCACCAGGACCCAGAAUGUGACUGUUGGGGGCUAUUACCCUGGAGUUAUUCUCGGCUUUGGAUCAUUCCUUGGAAUCAUCGGAUCCAACCUUAUUGAGAACAAACGGCAGAUGCUGGUGGCUUCUAUCGUCUUUAUCAGCUUUGGUGUGAUUGCAGCCUUUUGUUGUGCCAUAGUUGAUGGAGUCUUUGCUGCCAGACACAUUGAUCUGAAACCACUCUACGCUAACCGGUGCCACUAUGUUCCUAAGACAGCCCAGAAGGAAGCUGAGGAGGUCAUAAGUUCCUCAACCAAAAAUUCUCCUUCCGCGAGGGUUAUGAGGAACCUUACCCAGGCAGCUAGAGAGGUGAACUGCCCUCGCCUCAACCAUGGAUUCUGCACACCUCGAAUCCGGGGCAACACCUGCUUCUGUUGUGACCUCUACAACUGUGGCAACCGGGUGGAAAUCACCGGUGGGUACUAUGAAUACAUCGAUGUUAGCAGUUGCCAGGACAUCAUCCACCUCUACCACCUGCUUUGGUCUGCUACCAUUCUCAACAUCGUCGGCCUAUUCCUGGGCAUCAUCACUGCUGCUGUUCUUGGAGGCUUUAAGGACAUGAAUCCAACCCUCCCAGCGCUGAACUGUUCUGUUGAGAAUGCCCAUCCAACUGUUUCUUACUAUGCUCGUCCUCAGGUGGCAUCCUACAAUACCUACUACCAUAGCCCUCCUCACCUGCCACCAUAUUCUGCUUAUGACUUUCAGCAUUCUGGUGUCUUUCCAUCCUCCCCUCCUUCUGGACUUUCUGAUGAGCCCCAGUCUGCCUCUCCUUCACCCAGCUACAUGUGGUCCUCCAGCGCACCACCCCGUUACUCUCCACCCUACUACCCACCUUUUGAAAAGCCACCACCUUACAGUCCCUAAAGAGGAAUACCUACUGGCUAUUGGAAUUAUUGUGGCUUUUGUAUUUCUGCUUUAGUGGAAGUGUUUAGGGUACACAAUUUAAAGUGUGAUUCUUAUGCAUAGUUUCAAGUUUUACAAUGGCCUGCCAGGCUAGGGAAAGAUAGGAAUGAAGCUUAUUCAUUAUCAGUGCUGAGCAGGGGUGGCAAGGCUGAACUCAGGACUUGCAAGAGGAACAGUGCACAUGCUCUAAGCAAGGCUGGGGAUCCAUCCCAACAAGAAGCUUAUCAUGUUUGGACCUGCAUUACCCUAUGGCUCUGCCUCUGUAUUCAGCAGAAGUGUGGUUGCCAUCUGUUUCAUUUGGUGUAAAUUGAGUGUUGUCCUCAGGCCCUUAGCAGAUUGCUACCCUAGUACCUCGGUUGAAGUACCUGGCUUACAAGCCCUAUCUUUCCCUACCACUAAAGUCAGUUCCUAAGGAAAAUUUCCCAGGUGAUGAGGCUGCAUAAUAGUUCCAAUGCAGAGAGCCCUGACUAGGAUUUUGUUUGCUUGUGUCUGGAUGUUGAAAAAAGCUGUCCCCAUCGCUUAUUCCUUUCUUCUCUAUGGGUAUUGUAAAAAUGGCUGCCGUGAUCAUU
Molecule: messenger RNA, 1760 nt
Organism: Pteronotus mesoamericanus
Lineage: Eukaryota; Metazoa; Chordata; Mammalia; Chiroptera; Mormoopidae
Gene: TMEM255A
Product: transmembrane protein 255A
Exons: 10
Coding region: 103-1152 (349 amino acids)
Source: RefSeq, a predicted model, not a curated record